Sesamum indicum (sesame) is the source of this 2853-nucleotide messenger RNA. RefSeq lists its product as uncharacterized. The record is from RefSeq and is a predicted model, not a curated record. Lineage: Eukaryota; Viridiplantae; Streptophyta; Magnoliopsida; Lamiales; Pedaliaceae.
AGCUCAUAUACCUUCCUCUCUCUCUCUCUCUCUCGCUCUUCACUUUCUCUCACAUCCUAUACACACACGAUAUGUGGACAUUUUCCGUGUUUUUUCCAGUAUUAUAAAAUUCUGAGCUAUAUCGGUAUGUCCGCGGAAAUUGGGGGUCAGAGCUUCUGUUGGGCCAUGAAAAUUCAAGAAUUGGCCAAAUGUGGGACCUGCCCUGCAAAUUUACCAAAGACUAAACGUGGCUUACGCCAUUUUUAACCAUUAGUGUUAAUCCGGAUGAGUUCCUCAUUUUUCAUUUUCCUACAACGUAUGCUUACACAUAUUUGUGUCUGCCCUGAGUUUACUACUUUGGUGUAUUUGUGUAGACUGUAGAGCUAGGACUCGGAAACUGUAAAGACAGUUAUUUCUAGUUGUGGGUCGAAAAGAUUGGAGCGAUGGAGCUCUUUCUUCCAUGUGAAAGUUGAAAUGGAUUUUGAGAGUUUCCUUUGAUGGGUUUUCGCUAUUUUUGGAGGGGGAUUUGAGGAAGCUCUGGUUCAAGUGUUGGAUUGAAGUGCGGGUUUAGCUGUGUAUCCAAUUCUUAGUUUCCAGGUUGCUGUGGUCUAAGAGUUGCACGGGAGAGCUAAGUACUAAGUUUUAUACCUUAGUAGAUGAGCAUAAUAGAAGCUGCAUGUUAUAAGGAACUUUCCACCUACCAUUAAUGUAUUCUUUUCCUGUGGAGCUGGAUGAUGGAAACCCCAAAUAAAAACCCGGGGAAAGAUGGUAAAAAACAAGACAAUACAUUACAGUAUCCUAUUGAGAGUAUCGAAUCAAAAGGAGGCAAUCUUGUGUCCAAAGGAUGCAGAAAGAAGAUAGAGCCUAGCAAAACUCUGAUAUUAAACGCUAGGAGGUCAAGAGCAAGUACAUGGUGCAGAGAGUUGUUCCUUAAAAAUGUUCAUGGUUUGAGUAACAGCAUCCCUAAGCAUAUUACAACUCCUGACGAAAAGUAUGUUCUUCGUUGCCUUGAACUGAUACGUAAUUGUGCAUUAAGAGCUGCAGCUUGGAGUUUUACCUCAAAAGUGGGUGUUUUGCCUGAAGAUGGGAGUAAUUUAGCAGAAAUCAAGAAUAGAAGUUCGAAUAGUAUUAGUUUAGCUAUUGAACGUCCAUUUAUUGGGGGAACUGAGGUCAUCAUGAACACUACUGGUGAUUGGACUAUUGGCACUGUCUCUCGUAGCCAAAGUAUAAUCAACAUCUUGACGAGCCCGUUGCUUCAACAAUUCGGCUCCUUUGACCGUGAUGUCAAUUUUGGAAGGACAGAAUUACUUGAUGGAAGCAAACCAUCUUAUUCUUAUUUUGGUGACUCUCCGCAAGAAUCGAGCAGCGCCUUAUCUCGUACUAAGCUACUAAAGGAGGUAAAAUUUCUUGAUCAUAGAUAUGCAUCGUCACCUGUGCAUAAAAGGGACGCUUCUACAUCAAGCACAAACUCCAGUUGCUCCGAUCAGUCAUCUUCUUCUGUGUAUGGUACCUCAUUUCAAGGAAUGUUGCAGUGUACAUGGAAGGAUGGGCUGCCGCACCAUGUUUUCACUGUGGACGAUAACCGGGAGGUCUACAUGGCCAACUUGUCAAAGGUUGAGUCUUCAGAUGAUAAAGGUUUGGAUUAUGUCUACACUUUCCUUGCAAGAAGAAAUGGCAAGAAAGAAUGUGAUAUGGACGAGCUUGAGUCGGAAAGUAUUGCCAAGAUGCGAGUGUCUACUGCAAUAACAUUCUCAUCUAAUAAUUCAGAAGUUCGUGAGACUCAGUUUAUUCUCUCUGUUUCCAGUGACAACCGUAUAGGGGAAACACAAACCUCAAAUCAUGCCCUCAGGAAGAAUAACAGAUUGACGAGAAAGGUAGUGGAUGUUUUCAGGCCAAGUCACUCUUAUAAGCAGAGAUCUUUGUCGAAACUGGGGGGAUCAAGUGCUAUUUUUGAAGACACUCCUUGGGACCCGUCUAGAGGUGUGAGUAAUAGUUAUCUUGAUCCACACAAUGGCCUUGCAGAAAAUAAAUGUUCCCCAAAUCUUGAGUUGGCUGCCAUUAUUGUGAAAGACAUCUGCAACAAUUCUAAGGAGGCUGAACUCGGGGGAUGGGGACUGAAGUUUCUUAAAAGACAUGGAAAUAAUACAUCUCUAGACUCCUCGAUACAUCCUGAACGCUCACGAAAUACUGGGGAAUGUUCAACUAGCAUGGACAUUUUAAUUCCGGCAGGUUUUCAUGGUGCACCAAGAACCAGAGUCAGUGGUGGCCCAUCAAGCCUUAUUGAAAGGUGGACCUCUGGGGGCCACUGCGACUGUGGGGGCUGGGAUAUCGGUUGCCCUCUAACAAUUCUCAACAUGACGUCAAGCAACGGGGAAUAUUCACCCCAGGCCUAUAAUUCUGGAGAAUGCAAGUCCAUUGAUCUCUUUAUGCAGUUGUUACUUUUACAGGGCUCGAGACGAAAUUUACCAAUCAUGAAAAUGGUAAAUAUUCACGACGGUUUGUACUACAUCAAUUUCCAAUCAACUCUAUCAACUUUGCAGUCGUUCGCCAUCGCUGCUGCAAUUAUUCAUUCUCGUAGUCCUCUUCUUCGACCCAAAGCGUAUAGGAGUUGAGUUGAAGUGACACGACGAGGAAUUAGUUUGUAUAAAUACAGGUAGCAAAUGGGAGUUACAUCGAAUUACAUAAUUGAUGUACAUGUUAUGAUGCUGAUUCUUGCAUCAUGGUAGUGGUUGCUGGUGUUUGCCAAAGUAUGCUCUGUUUUGGAGGUUCGUUCUUGCAGUUGUAACUUAAAUUUUUCCUCUUCUCAUGCCCUGUUAUUCAACCAGUCCACCACAUAAAUAUCAUGUAUAUGCAAAUAGUUAUUUUCUGGGUUUA